UGACUCUAUGAUCGUUGCAUCUCCCUGGACCGGACUGGUCAGUUUCUUUCGGAAGGAGCUGAAAGGAGAAAAAAAGCAAAGGUUGUGAAAUGGCAUUGAAGCAACACUCAGGAUCCUCCCCCCUUUCCCCUGGAGAGGAAACAGCCACCAUGCAUCCGGCUCCGGGGCUGGUGACCUUCGAGGAAGUGGCCUUGCAUUUUACUGAGGAGGAAUGGGCCCUGCUGGAUCCAGGCCAGAGAGCUCUUUAUGAGGAAGUCAUGGUGGAGAUUCAUGAAAUGAUCACCUCUCUGGGAGAUGUCUGGGGGAUCACGGCUAAGGGGGAACCAUCAGAAGGGUCACCAAAAAGAGCUGAGGAGCAGGAGGAGGAACGGAAAUUGGGGGAUCAAGAUGGAGCAAAGAGACAAGAGAAGAGACAAACGCAGGAACAGGAGGAUGAAUCCAGAACUUCUCAGGGUGGUGAAUGUACAAUUCAAUGGGAAACUCAUCACCUAAAAGAAACGAGCAUGUCUCCUGAGUGCAGAAAAAUCUUCAGUUUUCAAAAAAACCUAAAUACACAUCAUGGAAGGCGUGCGACAGAGAAACAAUACAAAUGCUUGAAGUAUAGGAAGGGAUCUUUUGAUAAAUUGAGCCUUGUUAGACAACAGAUAGUUCACACCAGGGUGAAACCAAGUACAUCCUUAGGCUGUGGGGAAAGUAUCAGUCAGAGUGAAAGUCUUGCUUCCAGUCAAGUAAACCAUAUUGGGGAGAAACCACAUAAAUUCUCCAAAGGCAAGAGCUGUUCUGACUGGUCCAUGAUUGUUAGUCAUGAGAGAAUCGACACAGCAGAGAAAUCCUCUAAAUGCUUGGAGUGUGGUAAGAUUAUCAAAGGUUAUAACCUGGCUGGACAUCAGAGAAGUCACACAGGGGGAAAACUUUAUACGUGCCCUGAUUGUGAGAAGUAUUUCAGCCAGAGGUAUAAUCUGACAAGAGAUCAGAAAAGUCCCAUAGGAGACAAACCAUAUGCAUCCCUGGAAUGUGGAAAGAGCUUCAGUCAGCAUGGCACCCUUAUUUCUCAUGAAAGAACUCAUACAGGGGACAAACCUUAUAAAUGCUUGAAGUGUGAAAAGAAUUUCAGUCGGAGUAGCACCCUUAAUUUACAUCAAAGAACUCAUUCAGGGGACAAACCUUAUAAAUGUUUCGAGUGUGGAAAGACCUUCAGUCGGAGUAGCACACUUACUUUCCAUCAAAGAACUCAUUCAGGGGACAAACCUUAUAAAUGCUUGGAGUGUGGAAAGAGCUUCAGUCAGAGUGGCAACCUUUCUUCGCAUCAAAGAACUCAUACAGGGGACAAACCUUAUCAAUGUUUGGAAUGUGGAAAGAGCUUCAGACGGAGUAGCACCCUUACUAAACAUCAAAGGAUUCAUACGGGGGAUAAACCUUAUAAAUGCUUGGAGUGUGGAAGGACCUUCAAUCAAAGUAGCGCGCUUACUUCACAUCAGAGAACUCAUACAGGGGAGAAACCUUAUAAAUGCUUGGAGUGUGGAAAGAGCUUCAGUUACAAGGACGCCCUUACUAAACAUCAAACAACUCAUACAGGGGACAAACCUUAUAAAUGCUUGGAGUGUGGAAAGAGCUUCAGUCAGAAUAGCACCCUUACUUCGCAUGAAAGAACUCAUACGGGGGACAAACCUUAUCAAUGCUUGGAAUGUGGAAAGAGCUUCAAUCGGAGCAGCACCCUUACUUUGCAUCAAAGAACUCAUUCAGGGGACAAACCUUAUCAAUGCUUGGAGUGUGGAAAGAGCUUUAGUCAGAGCUGCAACCUUUCUUCACAUCAAAGAACUCAUACGGGGGACAAACCUUAUCAGUGCUUGGAAUGUGGAAAGAGCUUCAGUCGGAGUAGCACCCUUACUUUGCAUCAAAGAACUCAUUCAGGGAACAAACCUUAUCAAUGCUUGGAGUGUGGAAAGAGCUUCAGUCAGAGUGGCAACCUUACUUCACAUCAGAGAACUCAUACAGGGAACAAACAUUACAAAUGCUUGUAUGUCAGCACCUAAAAUGAUGGAAAAGUAUUUCUAGAGGUGUUUGUCCCAUGACUUGUCAUUUAACAAUAGAGAACUGAGUCUUAAUUAAGAAAAAGUGAGGCGAGAUAAAAGGACAAAGUGGAAUGCAGAAAAGUUGGGGUUUCACUCAAUGGUGAUAAAAAAAAGCUCACUGCUAGAACUCAUUACUACUACUAUUAUUUAUUUAUAGCAUUGGUGUGCCAUAAUUAUUGUUUGUAUAGUUAAACUGCACCCUUUUUUCUGAGUAGAGUUAGGUUUACAUAACCAUACUCUAUUUUUCUUUUCCCAAUAAUAAUAUAUACGGAUUCUUAUUUCUCCCUUCUCCAAGAUUCAAUAAUGUGCUGUGGAUUUCUCUGACAUUAUCAGACUCCUAUCUUUCGUAGCCUAAAAUGCAUUUGCUGGUAUUCUACUGAUGUAUUUACUAGGGGCUGUCCCCCUGCUUGCUUCACUUACCAUCCCUGCCAAGCUAAGACUGAUGGGAGUUAUAGUUCAGCAACAUCUGGAGAGCCUUUAUUGUCUUUAUAUUGUAUUGAUUGACUAGAUUUUUGUAUUUGUACUUUUGUAUCCCCCCCCAUAUUAAUCUGUUCACUGCUGUGGUCAAGAAUCAGUAUACAAAUAUAUAAACAAACAUCUGCAGUACAGUAGGUGUACGGAACCUUUGGCCCUUCAGCUAUUGCUACAGCUCACAUCAGGAUCAGGAGGAUGGCCAAGGGCCACGGAUGAUGGUAGUUCAGCAACAUCUGGGAAGCUGAAGAUUUCCCCCACCAGGUAUGGAGAGAUACUCCACAAACGCAGCCCCCCCUCCAGAACCUACCUGCCUCCUCUCCGUGUCUGUUCUUGUUCCUCCCAUGCACUGCACCCCUUUCCCACCCUCCCCUUACCAGAGUCCUAAACCUGCCUCUCACACAGAUCCUCCUUCUCCCUUCCAGGCCUUCCACAGUGACUCCCAUCCCAUCCCCAAUCCUGAGGCUCACCUGCAAAUGCUUUGUUCUCUUAAGAGGGGGUAAAAAGCAACACGCCUUAGCAUGCCAAGUCCUAUCCCUUUAUUUGGCACGCUCCCUUCCCUUUCAACAGCACUCUGUUUCUGGCUGUCAUAUGUUUCAUCCAGCCCUUCCAUCCUCUCUUUCUUAUCACACUCUCCCCCCCUUCUCAGCAGGAGACAGGAGAGAGAGGUAGGUGGAGGGAGCGAACGGGCAGGUGGCCUGGAAGAUUCCUCCCUGUGAUCUGCAGCAGGGAGCCUGCCGUGGAUCGCAGCAGUGGAGCGCUACUCUCCAGCCCUAAUGAGGGGCCCUUCAAGCGCCCUCACCCACGGCCAGACCUGGACGCUGUUUGGUGUCAGACCUGAAAGUAUGAUAACCUCAGUUUCAUCAUUUCAGCUUCUAAUGAUAGUUCUGGUUUAAUUUGUUCUAACACCCAAUUAUUUGUCUUUUUUGCAGUCCGUGGUAUGCGCUAAGCUCUCCUCCAACACCACAUUUCAAAUGAGUUGAUUUUUCUCUUAUCCGCUCUUUUCACUGUCCAACUUUCACAUCCAUACAUAGAGAUCAGGAAUACCAUGGUCUGAAUGAUCCUGCCUUUAGUGUUCAGUGACAUUUUUGCAUUUGAGGACCUUUUCUAGUUCUCUCAUAGCUGCCCUCCCCAGUCCUAGCCUUCUAAUUUCUUGACUGUUGUUUCCUUUUUAUGUAAUGACUGUGCCCUGGUAUUGAUAAUUCUUGACAAGUUCAAUGUCUUCGUUGUCAACUUUAAAGUUACAUAAAUCUUCUGUUGUCAUUACUUUAGUCUUCUUGAUGUUCAGCUGUAGUCCUGCUUUUGUGCUUUCCUCUUUAAUUUUCAACAGCAUUCGUUUCAAGUCAUGACUAUUUUCUGCUGGUAGUAUGGGAUCAUCUGCAUAUCUUAAAUUAUUUAUAUUUCUCCCUCCAAUAUUUACACCUUCAUCAUGGUCCAGUCCCUCUUUCCAUAUGAUAUGGUCUGUGUAUAGAUUAAACAAAUAGGGUGAUAAAAUACACCCCCGUCUCACAUCCUUUCCGAUGGGGACCCGAUCGGUUUCUCCGUAUAUUGUCCUUACAGUAGCCUCUUGUCCAGAGUAUAAAAUGACUCUUCUUUGAGAAUUCUCAGCCUUACUCUUCUUUGGGUCGAAAACUGACCAAUGAACUCAAAUGUGGAUUUCAAAAGUCGCAGUGCUUCCCUCACUUUCUGUCCGCUCCACUGUGACCCCCAUUCCACCUUCCUUUUCCCACUAUCCCCUUCAGCUCCCACCCCAGUGAUCUUAUUCUCCCAUGCACUCACACAAAAUAGUCACUACAGACUAUAGAAAGACUCCUCCAGUGUCGCCCAGGCUCUGUCACUUGCUUAGCCCUGACUCACUCCGACUGGCAAUGAAGCAUUAGGGGAAGGCAUUGUGGGGGUGUCUGAGUUGGGGGGUGAGUGGCAGGCCAGGCAAGGCAACAGGAGCUCCUACACAGGUGGACGAAUCAGGAGGCCAUCUCCCGCCAUCCCCUUGUAUGGCAAUGCUUGGUGUGAGGAGGGUGCAUAUGGGUCAAUGGUGUCUGAGGAGGCCAGAGGGGAGAAGAGAGAGGAGGCAUCACCGCGCCCUUGACAAACACGGCCACUUCUUGCCCUGCCCCUCCCUCCCUCCUUCUCCAUACACCACUUCCAUCUCUUUCUCCUCCUUCUCCUGCCACGGGUUCUGCCGCCACCACAGCAAAGAAAUAAUGAAACAAGAGGAUGCUAGAUAAAACCAUAAGAGUAAGUUUGUAAAUAGUAUACCAUUAAAACCAAGUUCCUGUCUUCCAGGGGUGGUGGACAGAUUAAGAUGGGCUGUCCCAUCUUGGGGGAGACUAAUGCCGCUCUGGGCUCCUGCUGGGAGGAAGGGCGGGAUAUAAAUCAAAUAAAUAAAGAAAUAAUGGAAUCCACUGGAUUCCUGAAUGCCCUGGUGGAGUUCCCAGUAGAUACAGCAGGUGACCCUGUUGAAGCCCUUGUCACCCUGUGGAACAAUGAGAUGCACUGGGCUCUUAAAACAAUUGCCCCUAAGCGCCCUCUCCAGCAUUGUGAAGCCCGGUUUGCACUUUGGUACACCAAUGAACUAAGGCAAUGAGGCUGGAUGCCACACAGGUUGCCACACAAAGGAGGGCCAGGAUCUCGAUCGUCCCAGAGUGCAGGACAUGGAAUAAUGGGCUCAUGUUACAGAAAGCCAGAUUUCAAUUGAACAUCAGAAAAAAAUGUCCUAACUGUUAGAACGGCACUACAACGGAACCAAUGACCUAGGGAGGUAGUGGGCUGUCCAAUACUGGAGGCAUUCAAGAGGCAGCUGAAACCUUUGGCCCUCCAGAUGUUGCUGAAUUACAACUCCCAUCCACCCUCACAAGCAUGGUGUCAUGGGCUGCCCCCAUUAUUUUGCAUUCAUGGUAUUUUUACCCCCCCCAAGAGCCCUCAUUAGCAAGAACAAUACUAUUAUGUAGCAAUACUAUUAUGUAUUAUAGAUAAUUGUUAGAAUGCUGUUAAAACAUUGUCUGAGAGCCUCUGGAAGGAACAGCCUUAUAUGGAGACUCAGGAACAGUUGCACAGCAGCCAGUGUUCCAGGCAAUCUGCCAAGUUGGUAGUAAAGAGAGAUAAGGAUAGCUGGAACUGAUAACAGAAAGCCUAUAAAUGGAGAGGAGUUUGUACAGUAAGUUACCAAUGCUUCUAAGCCUGGUCAGAGACGCUGCUGCUGCUGCUGCCAACAUUCCAAGCGUGAGAUAAUGUUAAUUUACUUUCUGGAUAAGAAAUAGAAGAUAGCCUUAAGAUACAGUGCAAUGUAACAUGUUUGCUUCAGACUUAUUGGCUAAGGCUAACUAUAUGCAUUCAUGUAAAACAUUAAGAAGUGUUAAAAUGUUUAAGGAAUAAAUUUUAUAAAGGUAGUGCA
Messenger RNA from Rhineura floridana, 5937 nucleotides. RefSeq names its product zinc finger protein ZFP2-like. The transcript is spliced from 4 exons. The record is from RefSeq and is a predicted model, not a curated record. Gene Ontology annotation, biological process: regulation of DNA-templated transcription. NCBI's taxonomy places the organism in Eukaryota, Metazoa, Chordata, Lepidosauria, Squamata, Rhineuridae. The coding region runs from base 90 to 2033 and encodes 647 amino acids.